Molecule: messenger RNA, 405 nt
Organism: Meloidogyne enterolobii
Lineage: Eukaryota; Metazoa; Nematoda; Chromadorea; Rhabditida; Meloidogynidae
Source: the annotation of a GenBank genome assembly
AUGAAAGCUUCAGCAAGAUUAUUUAUAGAAAUUGCAUUGAUUGCAGCAUCAGGAAUCUUGAUAAAUGCCCAUGACAAUGAAAAGAAGGUAGAUCUAACCGAGAUGUACAAAAACCCUUUAUCAAAUGGUUUUGGUGAUGAUAUUGACUGGAUACCUUGGGAAAAUGCAGUGGAAACAGCUUUGGAAAGGAAUAAACCUGUCUUUCUUUUAAUCCAUAAGACAUGGUGUCACGCGUGCAAAUCUCUAAAGAAAGUAAUGCAACAGUCAAAUGCAAGAAAAGCAUUCAAAAAACUUAGUGAAUAUUUUGUUAUGGUAAAUACUGCAGAUGAUGAUGAACCCUACGAAGAGGAGUACAGACCUGAUGGAAAAUAUGUUCCGAGAAUUCUAUUCUUAGGUAUUAAUUAA